Lithohypha guttulata is the source of this 321-nucleotide messenger RNA. RefSeq lists its product as uncharacterized. The coding region runs from base 1 to 321 and encodes 106 amino acids. The transcript has 3 exons. The record is from RefSeq and is a predicted model, not a curated record. NCBI's taxonomy places the organism in Eukaryota, Fungi, Ascomycota, Eurotiomycetes, Chaetothyriales, Trichomeriaceae.
AUGCUCAUGAAUAAAGCCCUCCUGGUCUCCAUGACCAUCGCUUCCACCACCCUCGCCAGUUCUAUCAAGUGGUGCAACGAAGCCAACCUCAAAGGCAACUGCGCAACCAUCAAUCCUGCAUCCACCUUCUGCAGCUUGAUUUCCGACUCCAAUGCCAAGGGCGACAUCGACAGCUCCGUCGAGCUCAAGAACUCUGGCGACAUCUCCUUCUGCGUCUACUGCGAGAGCGACAACUGCACCGGUCAAUGCAUUGACUUCACUGGCAAGAAGGACUUGAGACAGAGCUGGAUCGCACGAAGCUACUACUGCAUAGGCAAAUAG